Messenger RNA from Bradysia coprophila, 1618 nucleotides. Its product is annotated as mitochondrial ribonuclease P catalytic subunit-like. Gene Ontology annotation, cellular component: mitochondrion; mitochondrial ribonuclease P complex. NCBI's taxonomy places the organism in Eukaryota, Metazoa, Arthropoda, Insecta, Diptera, Sciaridae. Gene Ontology annotation, biological process: mitochondrial tRNA 5'-end processing; tRNA 5'-leader removal. Gene Ontology annotation, molecular function: protein binding; ribonuclease P activity. The record is from RefSeq and is a predicted model, not a curated record.
CGACAUUGCCAUUCUCAGUUUGUUUACAUUUCUUUACAGAAAUGCUCGGCAGUAAAUUAUCCAAAAUUGUAAAUAAUUUCGUAAGGCCAAAUGUUCGUUAUUCGAACAAAUUCAUUCAGAAAGACAAAACGGAGCACACUCUAAUACGUCAAACAUUAGACAAAAAACCUAAGCCAACAUCUAGUGAUUGGAAUGAACUGCGAAAAAAAUUGAUGCUGAGCACAGCGAACAAGUCUUCGAUUAACAUUGACGCAACAAUAUUGAGAAGCUGUUUUCCCGAUCGGCUAGAUGUGGGACAGUCGUACUGGAAAUAUUUGAAAGAGUCUGGCGAUGAUCCCAAAUCGACCACUUUGAUAGUGUUGCUAGAGAUGUAUUACAGAGCGAGCAAAACUGGAACUGCAAUAACAGGUAAUGAUCAACUGGACAUCAUUGACAUAUGCGAAAGUUUACGCCAGAAAUCUCCUGCUUUUGAUUCUACAUCAGCCGAAGGAAUUAUUUACGGUCUCGUACUAACUGCUGAUUGGCGUAGAUCGCUAGAGAUUUUGGAUUCGAUUCAAAUUUCAUCAAAACCGUCAUCGUACAGUGCUGUUAUUCAACGUGCCUUACAAGAGCAGGAUGAACAUCUUGUGUGGAAAUUGCUUGACGAUAUGGUCACAGAUUGUGAUGAAAUUCAAAACGAAGUUUUCAUAUCGUACAUUGCAUUUUGUGAACGCAACGCUGAAACAUUUACGGAAAAUAUCGAUAAAAUGCUAACAUUCAUUGGCGACAAUCGAAUAGUGGUAUCAACUGUGGUGGUAAAUGAGAUUCAACGCUCCUUCCACAAAUUUAAUUACAACUGCUCGACUGCUACUGUCAGUAAGCAAGGAACGUGUCAGUCGUGUCGGAAGCGCCUUCGUGAUAUUGAUAUAACAGACGAUGAAUUCAAAAAUUUGAGCAACCACUUCUUCGACAAGAUAUUCAUUGAGGAAAACAUUUUCAAUAAAUCGACACCCGGAGAACUUAAGUCGUUCAUCGCAUUUUUUGAUGAAACAGGACCGUACCACUGUGUCAUUGAUGGUCUGAAUGUUGGUUAUUUUAAUCAGACAUUUAAUCCGAUAGCACAAUCGAAAUUGCUUGCCGGUGUCGUCAAACAUUUUGUUAAUCAGAAAAAGUCCGUUCUUGUGAUUGGACGAAAACACAUGACACGUUGGCCGAAAGCGAACAUGGACUACAUUCGCAAGCAUGCGAACCUUUUCCUCACCGAAAAUUCAUCACAGGAUGAUUUGUUCUUCCUCUACUCGACUCUGAAAAGUGGUCCACACACCGACUUUGUAACGAACGACGUCAUGCGAGAUCAUACCCUAGCUUGGGAUAAGGAUUUGAAGACAGUUUAUCGACGAUGGCAAGAACAACAUCGGUACAAGGUCAGGGCGAUCAGCGAUUAUGGGCGGAUUACAUUCGAGGAUCCUGUUAAAUUUGAUAUGAAUGCACAGCAAGUAGAUGGUUGUUGGCAUAUUCCGUUUGAAAACGGUUCACAUUGUACACUGAAAGAAAACUAUUUACGAAAGAAUUGGCUGUGCGUGUCGAAACAACGUCCUGGGAAGUAGGCCGAUUUUAAUAAAAAAAAACUUGAUUAGAA